This is a messenger RNA of Sarcophilus harrisii (Tasmanian devil), 1116 nucleotides long. RefSeq names its product vomeronasal type-1 receptor 4-like. Gene Ontology annotation, biological process: G protein-coupled receptor signaling pathway. The record is from RefSeq and is a predicted model, not a curated record. Lineage: Eukaryota; Metazoa; Chordata; Mammalia; Dasyuromorphia; Dasyuridae. Gene Ontology annotation, cellular component: membrane. Gene Ontology annotation, molecular function: pheromone receptor activity.
AUGAGCUCAAACUCUGCUCUCCCUAUAACUCCAGCCACAGAUAUGCCCCUCACAUAAAUAUACACACACACACACACACACACACACACACAUGCACAGACUUCUGCAAUUCUAUCCCAGGCCCUGGCAGCAGAGAACAGUCUGGUCACUUUGCACCUGACAGCAAAGUUCUCCAACCCAGAAGGAAUGAGCUCUGAUAAAGAAAGCCUGCAGAAUAUCUACCUAACCGUGCUUUUCUUUGGAAUUUUGGGGAACCUGUCCCUGCUUUAUCUACAUAGCCUUAAGCUCAUCAAUGUCCACAGGAAAAGACUCAUAAGCCUAAUCAUAAUCAAUUCGUCCUUGGCCCAUGUCUUGAUGAUUCUUUUAAGGGGCAUCCCCCCAAUAAUAGCCAAAUGGGGAUGGAGAUCUUUCCUAGAUGAAACAAUGGGUAAAAUCUUAAAUUAUCUCAUAAGAGUAUCUAAGGGCAUUUCUCUUUAUAACACCUGCCUCCUGAGUGUCUUCCAGGCCAUCAUUAUCAGCCCUAACAGCCUUAAAUGGGCAAAGGUUAAAACUAGAGCCCAAAAGUGUAUUCCUUCCUCCUGCAUUUUGAGUUGGGUUUUCAAUCUUCUUCUUAAUAUUGCUACACCUCUGAAUAUAAGUACUUCAAAAAACAGCAGUAAUGAAAGAUGGAGGAUUGGACAUGUUUCUUUUGACUUGCAAGCCAAGAGUAUUAUAAAAAUUUUAAUUUGUGUGUCAUUUGUGGAUGCUUUGUUUAUGGGUCUCAUGAUCUGUUCAAGUUGCUAUAUGAUGUCUGUCUUGCACAGGCACAACCAGAGAGUCCAACACAUUCAUAGCAGCAACCAUUCCCAUAAAGCUUCUCCUGAGAACAGAGCCACAAGAGCCAUUCUAAUACUGGUGGUCAUCUUUGUCUGUUUUAACUCAGUCAGCUCCCCUUUUGUUAUUUAUGUAGCUUCUGCUGGAGAAACCAGACGCUGGGGGCUACAGUUCACUGUCACACUUUCCAUGUUUUAUCCAAUUGCCAGCCCUUUCGUGCUGAUGGGUAUUGACACCCAGAAACCCAGUUUUUUUGCCACUCUUCUAUGUUUCAAGAACUAUGUUUCAAGAAAUACUCUCUAG